GCCUCACAUUGUCAGAGAAUAGUCAUAUUGUCAAAGUGAUCUCAUGUAAAAUGAGAUUGUUGUUAAACUCAGUUACUUGAAAACUUUAAUAUUAUUUAUUUCUUUUUACAUAAAUAAAUAUAAACCCACAUAUAUCAUAUUCCAAGUGCAUUUAUUAGUUUAAUACAUAAAAAUAUAUAUAAGUUAAAAUAUAUGUAUAUUAGUAUUUAUUUGUUAACCAAACUUUUACAAUCUAUAAAUUGUUAUUGACUGCUGCGUUAUUAAAAAUUACUAAUUACGGGAUUUAUGCGAAACCGGUGUCUGCAAUAACAGUGAGUGAAAGUAUUUUUUAGUAUUUUGAAUAAUUAACAGUAUUUUGAAAAUUAUGGCCCGUUCAGUUCUUCCCAGUCAACAAAAGUUGGCUGAAAAAUUAAUAAUUCUAAAUGACCGGGGUAUCGGAAUGCUAACUCGUCUAUACAACAUAAAAAAAGCCUGUGACACUAAAUCAAAGCCACCGACAGUAUUGUCUGACAAGUUACUUGAGUCGUCAAUUAAAUUGAUUGUCAGAAAAUUUCCUAACGUCGACGCCAAGGGAUUUCAGACCGUAACAAAUCUGCGAAACGAAAUAGUUAAAUCUUUGUCUCUCUACUACUAUACGAUUGUUGAUUUACUAGAUUUCAAAGACAAUGUUUGUGAAUUAUUGACAACCAUGGACGCCUGUGGAGUCUACAUGGACAUCACACUGAAUUUCGAUUUAACGAAAGCGUAUUUAGACUUAAUAACCACGUACGUUACUCUCAUGAUUUUACUGUCCAAGUGGGAGGACCGGAAAGCAGUAUUAGGUCUUUUUAAUAUAGCCUAUGAAAUGGUUAAUAAAAAAUCGGAUAACACUUUUCCUAGAUUAGGGCAAAUGAUUGUGGAUUAUGAUGUUCCGUUUAAAAAAUUGUCGGAAGAGUUUAUUCCUCAUUUAAAUCUAUUGCGAGGAGCUUUGACUUCGCUGUGGGCAAUUUAUCCGAGCAGAAACAUGACAGCAGAUAAUUGGCGCGCAGAUCAAAAAUUAAGUAUUACAGGAAGUCCGGGUAAAUUAUUAAAGGCUGCAUCAACUGACACUAUGUCUUGCGAAACCUUAAGUAUAGAUAGAGUAGAAAAGUGGAUAAUCCUAGGCUUUACGUUGUGUCACUCGAUUUUAAGCCAAGACCAGCCAAAUAAACUGUGGACUACUGCCCUAGAAUCCGGAUGGGUAUUAACGCUCUUCCGUGAUGAGGUUAUAUAUAUCCAUCAAUAUAUACAGUCUUUCUUUGAGUCAAUAAAAGGAUACAGCAAAAGAGUUUCAGAAGUUAAAGACUGUUAUAACCAGGCGAUUCAAAAGUCUGCUUUAAGACACAGAGAAAAACGGAAAUUUCUUAGAACUGCUUUGAAAGACUUGGCGCUAAUUUUGAGUGAUCAGCCAGGUCUUUUGGGUCCCAAAGCUUUGCUAGUAUUCAUGGGAUUGUCUCAUGCUAGAGACGAAAUAUUGUGGAUUUUAAGACAUGGUGACAAUCCGCCAAAUCAAGGAAAAGGCAAAGGUCGGGGAAAUGAAGAUUUAGUUGACAGACAGCUUCCUGAACUUUUAUUUCACUGUGAAGAAUUGCGUGCUCUAGUUAGAAAGUAUUCUCAAGUCCUUCAACGGUACUACGUCCAGUUUCUGUCGGGUUUUGAUGCUCCUGUACUUCAUCAAAUGAUUCAAAAUCUCUCAGGACUUCCGGAAGACGAAGGUGUCAUUCUAAGUGACUUGUGUUCGAUGAUGGCGAGUGUGACGGUUAAGCAGGUGGAAGAGCAUGAAAUGUUUGAUUUCCGUGGGUUGAGACUCGACUGGAUCAGGUUGCAAGCCUACAUGUCAGUGACUAACUGCAAUAUGAGCCUCGCAGAUAAUCGUGAGUUAGCAUCUUUUAUGGAUACCGUAAUUUUUCACACUAAAAUGGUAGAUUAUCUCGAUGAAAUGCUUAACGAUACUUCAGAUUUAUCGAUUUACUGCUUCUACAGCAAAGUUUUCGAAGAACAAUUUCACAUGUGCCUUGAAUUUCCCGCUCAAAAUAGAUACAUAAUAACUUAUCCACUUCUAUGCAGCCAUUUUCAAACUUCAACACACCAGCUUUGUCCUGAAGAACGUCAUCAUAUUCACGACAGAAGUCGUUCUAUCGUUGACAUGUUUCUCAACGAAAUGGCUAAAGAAGCUAAAAAUAUUAUCACGACUAUUUGCGACGAGCAGUGCAAUAUGAGUGACAGACUUUUGCCAAAACACUGUGCGCAAUUGAUUUCACAGGCAUUCAAUCGUAAGAAAAAAGACAAAAAUAAAAAGAACAUUUACGAAAUUCAAAAACCUGGGGUAGAAAGUUACAGGAGAACGAGAGAAGAUCUUACUACGAUGGAUAAAUUACACAUGGCAUUGACUGAACUUUGUCAUGCCAUAAACUAUUGCCCUGCAAUAAAUGUUUGGAAUAUAACAUUCGCACCCCGGGAGUACCUGAAUCAGCAUCUUGAGGCGAGAUUUUCUCGAGCUCUUGUUGGCAUGGUUAUGUUUAAUCCAGAAUCUAGCGAAAUAGCUAAGCCAUCAGAACUUGUGAUAAGUAUUAGAGCCUACAUGAAUGUACUACAGUCGGUUGAAAAUUACGUGCACAUAGAUAUUACGAGAAUUUUUAACAAUGCUUUGCUUCAACAAACUCAACCAAUUGAUAGCCACGGCGAUAAAACAAUAGCUGCUCUAUACACGCAAUGGUAUUCCGAAGUUUUAUUGAGAAGAGUUAGUGCUGGUAAUAUAUGUUACUCUGCAAACCAACGAGCAUUUGUAAGUUUAGCAAUAGAGAGCGCAGUGCCAUUCAAUGCUGAAGAGUUUACGGACAUCAAUGAGCUUAGAGCUUUGGCUGAGCUUGUGGGUCCUUAUGGUAUGAAAAUGCUCAACGAAACUCUUAUGUGGCAUAUCUCUAGUCAAGUGCAAGAACUAAAAAAGCUCGUCGCUAAUAAUAGAGAAGUUUUGAUGGCUUUGAGAACAAAUUUCGACAAGCCGGAAAUAAUGAUUGACCAGUUUAAACGUCUACAGCACGUUGAAAAUGUCUUGCAGAGGUUCACGAUAAUUGGCGUGAUUCUCAGCUUCAGGCAGCUCGCGCAGGAUGCGUUGAAUGAUGUCCUGGAAGACCGGAUUCCCUUUCUCUUGAGUUCGAUCGCUGAUUUGCGACAUCAGCUGCCUUCAGAUGAUCCGAUGAAUUUGGUUUCCGAAAUGACUUCGGCCGUCGGGUUGACGUGCAAAGUUGACCCGACUCUCAUCAAUGCGCUUAAAACUCAAUCAACAGAAGUUGGAAUGGAAGAAGAAGAACAUUUGUCUGUUUGUCUUCUGAUGGUCUUUGUCGCCGUUUCUAUUCCAAAAUUAGCUCGCAAUGAAAAUUCAUUUUAUCGCGCGUCGCUAGAGGGGCAUUCUAAUAAUAUUCACUGCAUAGGAACUGCUGUAAAUAAUAUAUUUGGUGCGCUUUUUACGCUGUGCGGUCAGAAUGACAUCGAAGAUAGAAUGAAGGAGUUCUUGGCGUUGGCCUCAUCCAGUUUGUUGAGACUUGGUCAAGAAAAUGACAAGGAAACUAUCAAAAACAGAGAGUCUGUUUAUCUGCUGCUCAAUGAGAUUGUUCAGGAGUCGCCGUUCUUAACAAUGGAUCUUUUGGAAAGUUGCUUCCCUUAUGCGCUUAUACGAAAUGCAUAUCACGAUGUAUGCAAGAUGGAACUCCAGAUUUGAAGAUAACUCAAUGGUUAAGUUAAUAGUGAUUAAAGACUGAUAAUACUUUCCAUAAAUGUCAAAAUUAUUACGUAUUGUUGCACAAUAGAUAGCAUUUUAAGCAUUAAGGUAAUUUACUAUAUUAUUUUAUAAAUCUAUCUGCUUGUA
Molecule: messenger RNA, 3883 nt
Organism: Microplitis demolitor
Lineage: Eukaryota; Metazoa; Arthropoda; Insecta; Hymenoptera; Braconidae
Product: membrane-associated protein Hem
Exons: 2
Coding region: 365-3736 (1123 amino acids)
Biological process (GO): cell migration; cell morphogenesis; neuron projection morphogenesis
Cellular component (GO): SCAR complex
Source: RefSeq, a predicted model, not a curated record